CCACUCCUGAGCGAGGCGACAACGGCGAGCGCGACAUCAGAUGUUCGGGAGAGCAAAACUUGGAAUUGAUAUAGAAAUAAGGCUGCAACGUGUCCGGCGAGUCCAGUGUGGAAUACUUUGUUGCCAGAGGUGUGGAGGACAGGUCGGCGUACUGAAAGUAGCCAGAAACAGCAAAAACUUUGUAGCUAGCAUAACUGCAGAAGCUUAAAGGACACAUCUGUCCUGCCAGUGUCCCAUCUACCACCCUCCAUCUUCAUGAAAAUGAAUCAGUCGGUGGCAGCGCAGGUGUCAGUGACACUCAGUUAAAUGUUAGUACUACUUGAGCAGAUAUCGCUCGGCUGGCCGAAGAGGAAAAAGAAGAAAGGGGCUGUUCGAGGUGCUGGAAGAUGUCUCUCUGGAUGAUACUGCCCGUUAGCCUCCCAGUUCUGACCAUCACUGGGAUAUGGGUUGUGUAUGCCAUGGCCCUGUAUAACCAGCACGUCUGCCCUGUGGAUAACUGGUUGUACAACCAGUCAUGUGAAGAGGAGCUGUAUUUGCAGAGUGGGCCAACCUUGUGCUGCACACUAGACAAUGUACCUCUCAUAAGUAAAUGUGGGACUCUUCCCCCUGAGAGCUGCUUCUUCAGCCUUAUCUGCAGCACAGGAUCAUUCAUGGUUAUGGUGAUUGUGCUGCUUCGCUAUGCCCACGUCAUUGAGAAGCACCAAAAUUGUGUUCUCAACACAGCAAGUCUCUCCACAGGCUGGAUCUGUGCUGCUGGACUCAUAAUGGUGGGCAACUUCCAGGUGGAUAAUGCCAAAGUUCUCCACUAUGUCGGAGCAGGCAUUGCCUUCCCCACCAGUAUGCUGUUUGUGUGCCUGCAGUCAGCACUGACUUACCGACUGGCCAAGACCCAGGGGGAGUACAACGUGGCCCACCUCCGGCUCUGCAUGACCCUGCUGGCCUUUGUAGCCUUGGUGCUCAGUGGUGUGUUUUUCUGUCAGGAGAGCUUCGUCCUGCAGCACGCGUCAGCCAUCUUUGAAUGGGUGUUCUGCGUCAUCGUCAUGCUGUUUUACGGGACAUUUGCCUUCGAGUUUGCCGGCAUGUCGGGAGAUACCAUGGCAGUGCUGGCUAGAGGAGGGGCCCUGGGGCCUGCUGGGAGAGAACACAAGGUGGACGCGCUGGGAGCACUGGGAGGGUCCGGUCCACACUCACAACCACAUCCACACCAGCCUGAAAACAUGUCCAUACUGUAGCCCGCUGGCACAUCUUCAUGCCACACAGUUGGCUUGGUUAUUCCUUGCAAACUCCGGUUGUCAAAUGAGUUUAAUUAUUCGUUUCCAGCCAUGUUCGUCUGAAGCUUUGAAAUGAACCAGGCCAGUGCAGUCGCCGUUCACGGCUGAGUGGAUUCUACUAUUUCAACCCCAGGGGUGUAGAUCUGCAGCCACAGUGGAGAGCUCCGCUUGUAUUGUGCUCACAUCAGAGCUUGGUGUCUCUAAAGAACUUGUUUGCAUUUUGCACAUUGUACCAGUGUGAAACCAAAUUUUCUCCAAACUCAGCCCUGUCCUCAGCGACCAGCAGGGCGUUAUUUGUCAGUCAGAUCAAGAAAAUGUACUGUUCCUCCCAGAGAUACUAUAACCUGGACCAUUCCCACUUCUGGUGACCGCUGUGAUGCUUUUAUUGUACGUAAAGGAGUGAAGGCUGCUGGAUGGCCUAGCUGACAGUAUUACCGAGAGACGGAGAGAAAGGCAGAGAGAGAGAGAAGAUGAUGCAUGAGUGUCACAGUUGGAGCAAGGACAGACCUGAGCAAAGAAACAGUCUGUCAGAUAGACGAGUUACUGAAUGUUUUAGUUCAUCCUGAAGGUAGAACAGGGCCGCGGUCUGUAUUUUGCAAUCACUUAAACCUGCAUUAAGUAAUAUUCUUGAUAUGACCUUCACCACACCGAACACUCUACACAAAUAUGUAGCUGCUUUUAACUGACUGUUACUCAGCCUUCAUACUCUGUCUAGCCGAAUGUACGCUUCCUUCUUGCCAAGGUUAACAAGUGGAAGGUGAAGAAAGUUGAUCCGUGUGGCAAGCCGAAGGACCCAGAUGUUUCUCAGGAGCUGGUUAACCAAGGCUGAAAGGAAACUGAAUGUUGGACUCCUAUUUUUCAGGUGGCCAUUAGGAUAAUCAUGUUGCUCUGCGUCUGCUGGAUGUCUGAUUGGCGCCUGGAAGCUUUAGGUGAUGUGCCAUAUCAUUACUUUAACUACAUACAGAACAUACAGUGCCUCAUAAUUCAAAGAGAACGCCUGAGUCUGAAAAUAUCUCUUAUUGUAAGGAUCAAUACAGUAUAUCGACCUUGAACCUCAAAUAGCAUUGAACUUCCUCUCUGUAAAGAAUACGGAGGAGAGAUGAUACAGUGUCCAGAGGCCAAGUGCAUACCAGCUAAUUCAAGCCAGAGCUCUGGGUUUAUUGAGUUUGGUGACAACUCGGCACCACACGUGUUUUCAUGUCGGAGGUCUGCAUCUCAUUAUUCCCCAGCAAGGAGGAGCAGAACAUGCCGUUAUUGCUUCACCUGCUUACUUUUCCUUUCAAUCUCAGAAACUCGUGAGUUUUUGGAGCUGGUCUAGCUGGCGUAGCGGGACAAAGGGAAAAGGAAGGAUAAAAGUGAGAUGCAUUGUCCUGCGUCCAUGUUACUGUACAGCAGAAUAUACCAAAUAUCAGCUUGCCUGUGGUAACGGUGCUAAAAUACAGAAGGCCUUAUCCUGUCAUUUCCCCCUGAGUUUAGCCGUGAUUAACGUCUGACAAGUGAAAGCAAUAAGAUGGAUAAAUAGGGUCGGUCUCAGUAUUGACUGCUGAUCGUGAAGGAGCAGGGACAGAAGGUUGCAUGCACGCCUGGGAGUGCCAGGAAUACCAAAGAGGAUAUGUGGCACUAUCAGUUCAUUUACAUUGAAAAAUGCCCCCUGCUACCUACACUGACUUGAUAUCUGUCAGUGUAGCACAGCCUCGUGGUUGCAUAGCUUUUUCUUUCAGUCGUUUCUCUGUGCAGAUGUUCAGUCGCUGAAUGAAUUCAUUGAUUUUGUGAUGUUCUGGGCAGUGUUGUAAUACAGAGAGUGGCGCCAGAACUACUGUUCAUAUUUUCAGCAAACAUAACACACUCUGAGCUCUCUGGUGAAAAACCAGAGCAAGCAGGGGGUUUACAGCCGUAGCACAGUAGAAAUAUCACUCCCUCGUACCACAGCUGGCCACAUGUUUGAGCAGAGGUUUCCUUAGUGCCAGUAUUUUGGGUUUAAGUGGCCAUUCUUCAAACCCAGUUUUACAAUCUCCUACAGAAGGAAUGAAAUGUAGUAGUUUACUAUCAGACUGAAUGUAUGAAUGCUUUCAACAAGACUGGAGUGGAAGAGCUUGAGCACGCUGCUCUGUGGAAUGAGCUGGCAAGACCGAAACGACACCAGCCGCACCACUGAUCACUUGCUUCUCUCUACUGGUCAAACCGCUUAUUGCACAUGAGUUUGUGUUGCAAUCAGAGCUGGAAUGUUGCAGCUCAGCUCACAGGAAGUCUUGUUUUCUACUUGAAAAGCUACAUGUUUUUGUACCCACAGCUACGGAUAUUCACUCAGCCACACGUUCAGGCCAAAUCUGCUCUCGUUUUACUUCUGCAGCUCCAUAAUGAAGAGCACUCCAGCCUGUGCUUCUGGCUUUAGUACAGCAGCGAUCUUCAGUUCGUUCUACCUGGCAUCACCUUGAAGUAAAACUUAGCCUUGUGACACUACUUCUACAAUAUGCAUUCUAACAGAUCACAGUAAAGAUUUGAUGCAUUUGAACUGUUAAGCCAAAUGAUGGUGCUGCUCUACCAAGAAACAUUUUGUCAUUACACAGUUACUGUACGUGUUUGAUUUGUGGUUUAUGCAUGCUGCCCCUGUUCCCUGCUGAACACUACCAAGGUGGUUUAAAAUAUUUCUUUUGAGAGACUUACUUUGGAUCUGAUUCACAUUUUGCAUCGCCUGCUCGGCCUCCUCUUCUUCGUGUCAACCCCUCUACUCUCUGUCCUUUUUUAUCGAUCUGUCUGAACUUUGCACUCAGGAAAAUGUUACGACACCAGCUGCAUUGCUCGAUCAAAAGCAGAAUGAACCCUGCUCGCUUCUGCCUUGUUGUCUUCGUCUUAACGGCAUUUGUUUUACAUUUAUUCGUCAUGUGUAUUCAUUUUGUGUAGUACAGGUGCAAAUGCUUUUUGCACAGUUGUAGGUUCGAUGGUUAGCCACAAUAUAAUAGAUUAUUUUUGUUAAUCAAGAGUCUGUAAAGCUUAAAAAUAAACAUUCCUUCAUAGUUAGCUUGUGAGAAUGCUUGUGCUGCCCGAACAAACACAGUUAAAUAUCUGCGAGAAAUAUUAGCUUAUUCAUGCAAUCAGUAGAUCAUUGGUGAGAGCAUUCUGACAAACUAACUGGCGUCUGUACAUUAAACCUCACAAAAGCUGUCACUCUGUACUCAAUUCUCAAAUGCAAAAAGCUCCCUAUGUGCCUUAUGUAUUAUUUUGAUAAUGAAAACCAAAGAGGGGUAGGUUGUAAAUUCUAUUUUGAUGAAACGUCAUAUGAUUGUGUGUGUGUGUGUGUGUAUAUAUAUAUUAUAUAUAUAUGCCUUAAUGUUCCACAAAAAAACAAUUUAAAUAAAAAUGU
Molecule: messenger RNA, 4632 nt
Organism: Chelmon rostratus (copperband butterflyfish)
Lineage: Eukaryota; Metazoa; Chordata; Actinopteri; Chaetodontiformes; Chaetodontidae
Exons: 8
Coding region: 387-1232 (281 amino acids)
Source: RefSeq, a predicted model, not a curated record